GGCACCUCCCUGGAAGAGAUGGGAACCCCACCAGAGAAGCUUGGGGUCCCCCUAGAGCUGGGGGCCUCCCUGCAUGUUCCCUUUGAGGAGCAGCCAGCUGGAAGGCUGCGGCCAGUACUGGAGAACCUCAGCCUGCUGUGGCCAGCACUGGAAGAGACCCUUAUCACUGGUGGGCAGCAGAUGGCCCGGCUCAUGGAGGACAUCACCCUGCGGAUGGGGAAUGUGAGUGGCCGUGGGACAGUGGGACUCCAGGAAGUCCACCCAAUCAACCUGUCCAACUCCCACCAUACACAGGAAAGAGCUCGGGAUGUCUAUUCCCAGCUAGAGAGCAGCCUGGCCCUUCUCCUGGCCCAGCAGCAGCAGAUGGAGGAGGUGAUGGAGAAGCUAUGGCAGAUGAACCAGAGCUUGGGCUUGGCACUGGUGGCUGUAGAGGGUGCACGGAACCAAGUGGAGAACCAUCUGCAGCACCUCCAACAUGUCCAGGACCAAAAUGGUCAGAGGCCAAGUGUCAUCUCCACCUGCAUCCUACACGGCUCCUACUUUGUGCUGCUGGUUGUGCUACUGGUGCCCACGCUGCCCCGUGCCAUCCUCCUUCUCCUCUUCCUCACCUCCAGCAUCCUUGCCGAGCUCCUUGGCAUAUCAGCGCUCUUAGCUCUCCUGGUCCUUGCUGUGGCAGGGAAGUGGCUUUUUGUGGCCACCUCCUGUGGUGCUGGAGGAGCUUGCUUGGUGUUUCCUCCCGAGAAGCCCUGUCCCUGGCUCACCUCCACCCCAGAGAGGGAACAUGAACUGAAACUGUUGCAGGAGCUGGACAAAAUGGAGAUGAGCUGCCUGCAAGAGCCUUCAUGCCUGGAGCAGCCCCCAGCAAUGGCCGGGGAAGUCCCCAACUUAGCAGGGCAGGUGUCAUCCAUCUGUGGUGCCUCAAGUACAAAGUUGAGCUAUGCGGAGAUGCUGGAGGUGGCCACAGGUACUGAGAAGCAUUGGGAGCCCAAACCCUACAGCCCAAGCCGAUCUCUGACCAGCAACAUGUCCUUGCGGUCUCAAUGCCAGGGGCUCACCAGGGUUGGGCAGCUGUGCAGGAAGAAAGCCAUCCCUGGGCAAGACUUCUGCUACGUCCACACCACCAGUUGACCUUUGUGCAGUGGCUUGGCCACAGUCUUGUACCACCAGAGUGGUUUUAAAUCCUUCUUUUUUGGCUCUUCCAGAUCCUGCUGGAGAACACGUGGUGGUGCUCAGG
Messenger RNA from Cuculus canorus (common cuckoo), 1234 nucleotides. Its product is annotated as protein brambleberry-like. Bases 19 to 1128 code for a protein of 369 amino acids. The transcript has 10 exons. NCBI's taxonomy places the organism in Eukaryota, Metazoa, Chordata, Aves, Cuculiformes, Cuculidae. The record is from RefSeq and is a predicted model, not a curated record.